UCUAGUAAGUUCUUACAUUAGCCCUAUGGAAUACAAGCGCCCGCACCCAGUAACAAAGAGUAUUUUGAUAGACUGAAUAUUCUACUUUCAGUUUGUCAGGUCUAUAAAUACAGCUUCUGCUCACCUGGUUUCAUUCUCCCGUGGCACAUACACUGUAAGUCAGACAUGGAAGCCAUCGAGGAAAUGACAAGUCACAUUAAAAGUUUUAGUUUGGAUUCCUGCCCCAGAGGCAAUCAGGGGUACAAGCGGGUGCUGCUCCAGCUCUUUGGGUUUUUGGGACACGGCAAAUCCUCCUUUAUCAACACCUGCAAGUACGUCUUGGAAAAUGGCGAGUACCAGAACUAUAUCAAACCAGAAGAGGAGGGUGAUGGUGGAGCUCAUACAAUGUCCAGAAUAUCAUAUCCUCUGACUGACACCCUGAUUCUGGUAGAUAACCGCGGGUGCCCCACAAUGAAUGAUUAUGAAACUGGAGAGAUAUUUGCUCAGCUUGCCAAUUUAUUGCCCCUGGAUGAGGCGGUUGAGUGGAGCAGAGGAUUUAGACUUCAAGAACGAAUCGUGGAAGCGGAGAAGACAGUUCAGCCAUCAGACUUUAUCUUCCCAAUCUUUGUGUUCAGUGUGAAGAAUGGGCUCAACGGAGAGAUGAUACCAGAUAUCAAAAAGUUGCUGGAAUUUGCUCGGGAUCUGACUGAAAUAUUCCCAGUUGUGGUUCUCACACAUAAGACACAUUGUGAUUUUCUGGAUGUAAAGACAAAGUUCAAGAACAUGGGAGCGGAGCAGAUCUUUGCAUUAGAAAAUUUCACCCAAGAAGAUCAGUUAAAGACAAGAGGAAGGCACGAGAAUGUGCUGAAGUUUUUCUGUGAGGUUCUGACUGAGAUCCAGUUCCGUAUGGAGAGAAUGGGGGACCCAGUGGCGCUGAGGGAGAAGAGAAAGAUAAGAGUGCUGAAGUUUCUGUAUGACCGAGAGAUACAAAUAAAGGAGAUGGAGAUGCAAAUGAAGGUUAGAGAGUUAGAAGAAAAGCAGAGAGUGAGAGUAAAUUCAGUUAGAAAUAGGGAGAAAUCUGAUAACAAAGAAGGGAUCUGCACACUGAAUUAAGAGGGUUCCUAUAAUAUUCAUAGAUUCUUUAUUACUGUGCGCUGGCAGUAAAGGGGUGGUUCAUAUUAAAGGGAUAGUUCACCUUU
Molecule: messenger RNA, 1178 nt
Organism: Xenopus tropicalis (tropical clawed frog)
Lineage: Eukaryota; Metazoa; Chordata; Amphibia; Anura; Pipidae
Exons: 4
Coding region: 166-1092 (308 amino acids)
Source: RefSeq, a predicted model, not a curated record